This is a messenger RNA of Tuber melanosporum (Perigord truffle), 942 nucleotides long. RefSeq lists its product as uncharacterized. Lineage: Eukaryota; Fungi; Ascomycota; Pezizomycetes; Pezizales; Tuberaceae. Bases 89 to 883 code for a protein of 264 amino acids. Gene Ontology annotation, biological process: mRNA splicing, via spliceosome. The record is from RefSeq and is a predicted model, not a curated record. The transcript has 3 exons. Gene Ontology annotation, cellular component: U2-type catalytic step 1 spliceosome.
CAUCCACCAAGCUUCACCAACGCUAUUCUCAUCGUCACCUCCACUUUAGCAUACCCACAACCACAAUCACAGCUACACAGUCCUCGCCAUGUCUGAGCGAAAGGUCCUUCAGAAAUACUAUCCCCCAGACUUCGAUCCCUCAAAGAUCGUCCGCCACAAGGGCCCAAAGCCAACAGGGCCAAAGCAACAAACUGUCCGCCUGAUGGCACCUUUCAGCAUGAAAUGUCUAAACUGUGGAGAGUUCAUCUACAAGGGCCGUAAAUUCAACGCCCGGAAGGAGCACUCUGGAGAGAAAUACUACAACAUCUCCAUCUUCCGGUUCUACAUCCGCUGCACCAGAUGCUCGUCAGAAAUCACCUUCAAGACGGACCCGAAGAACAUGGACUACACAUGCGAGAAAGGUGCCAUCCGUAACUUCGAGCCGUGGAGGGACACCCGGGAGAAAGACGAGACGGAAGAAGAACGUUUAAACCGACUAGAAGAGGAGGAGAACGAGAGCGCCAUGGCGAAGCUAGAGACCAAGACUCUUGACUCGAAGCGUGAAAUGCAGAUUGCCGAUGCCUUGGACGAGAUCAGGACAAGGAAUGCCCGGAACGAGCGAUUCGACUCGGCAGAUGUACUGGACACGCUACUAGAGGUUCCGGAUCCGGCGGAAUUAGAGUUGAUGAGGCAGGAGGAGGAGGAUGCCGAGCUUGCUAGGAAGGCGUUCAGGACGGAGGAGGACAAGUUUGUUCGGAGGGUGGUGGAUGACGGUGCGGAUGGGACGGACCCCCCAAAAGAGGGAGUCAAGGCUGACAUCCCGUCUUUCAAAAAGACCGUCAAGAGGAGACGGGACAUGGGCACUGCGCUGGGCAUAAAGAAGAAGCUCAAGCCACUUGUAUAACAUAUUGAAAGCACAUAGUUAAUUUGCAUUGUAUGAUACUCCCAAUCUUACCCCAAUAC